Molecule: messenger RNA, 2944 nt
Organism: Brienomyrus brachyistius
Lineage: Eukaryota; Metazoa; Chordata; Actinopteri; Osteoglossiformes; Mormyridae
Gene: acp5a
Product: acid phosphatase 5a, tartrate resistant
Exons: 6
Coding region: 1184-2206 (340 amino acids)
Biological process (GO): bone resorption
Molecular function (GO): acid phosphatase activity; ferric iron binding; ferrous iron binding
Source: RefSeq, a predicted model, not a curated record
GAAUGAGCCGGACUAUUCCGGUUCUAGGUAAAUUUGUUUUGGCGAAAAGAAUGAAUAGAAAUCAAGUUAUACUGUAGCCUGUUUCAUAUAUUGAUGUAGGUUGAAAUGUUGUUUUGGUUACUCGGACUGGGGGGAAGCGUGUGAGAUAUUUUGAAAAUUCUAAAAAUAAGGAUUAUCCCUACUCAGUGACAAUGCUCUGCUGUUAUGAUCUGUACAGAAAUUGUGGUCCCCUAUCUUCCCCGAUCAGUUUGCGGAUUUUUACUUCGCUCCUGCCUGAGAGCAUGAUCGGAGCCCAUGACCCCCCUCCCCAUCACAUAACAUACUGUAGCCAUCCAUCCAACUUCUUAGUACAAAAACUUCUUCCACACUUUUUUUGCAUCAAAGUGGAAGAUAAUCUUUCCCGGAAAAAUUAACUUAUGAGGGAAUCAUGCGUCAAACGUCUGCUCCAUCUUCCGCUUCUGUUUUUCUGCAUCACAUUUUCUCAUGCCGCUCAACUCGUAUUACCGUACUGUGUUGGAAUACGUAAAAUAAACGUAUUAAAGGGGGCAUUCUGUGUUCUGCGAAUAGUGAUGGGAUCAGUCAUGCAAAAUGAUUACAAAAACCUCAAGAUGUUGUUGUUGUUGUUGUUGUAGUAGUAGUAAUAACAAUGACAAUAAAAAUAAUAUAAUAAUACGAAAAGUUAGGGAGUUGCUCCCUCAGUUUAAUGUCUCUGGCCACCUGUGUCAUUCGCCAGUUUUGGUUUUGCUGGAUCCGAUUUCAGAUGUCGAACCGAUUAUAUAUUUUCAGCUGUGCAUUCUAAGCUUGUGUUGGGCUUUGUAAUUGUUUGCCUAAGCAUCGAUCGUCUGGGGGGAGCGGUGGUGGGGUGGGCGACGAAUGGCUGGUGGAAACUGAGCCGAUUUUUCCUCGCGUUGAAGCCCGAAAACGGAUACAGGAGCCCGGAGUGCGGAGGGCCGCGGGUCACGCGCGUGCUGUGUCAUUGUUUUGGCAUGAGUCAGUCAGCACAGGCAUGUACCGCUCUCCUGGCUGGACACUGUUUGCUGUAACCUCCUCCCCCCUCCCCCCUGAGCUGAUAAAAGCUUUCUUGGAGGAGCUGUUUAACAUAGUCAACACGAAGUUAAAACAAAGGGGGCUGAACGAUUUGACUGAGGGUAACGCUGCAGAGGCAAAUCAUUAACUACUCACAAUGGUUGCAGCUCUGCUUUAUCUCCCCGCACUGGUGUUCCUUCCCAUGUCCUUCUGCUACCCAAAUUCCUUCAUGGACCUCGAAGAUAACAACCAGAACAGGACCUCGAUCCGUUUCCUGGCGGUGGGAGACUGGGGGGGGCUGCCCUAUCCACCUUUCAUCACCCCCAUCGAGAAGGCUACGGCUCGCGAGAUGGGGAGGGUUGCUGAGCAGAUGGGUGCUGAUUUUGUUCUGGCGCUUGGGGACAACUUCUAUUACAAGGGUGUGGAUGAUGUACACGACCCCAGGUUCCAGGACACUUUCGAGCACGUCUUCACGGAUCGCUCUCUGAACAUCCCCUGGUAUGUUGUCGCUGGCAACCAUGACCACGCCGGCAACGUAAAGGCUCAGAUCCAAUACAGCCGCAUUUCCGACCGAUGGCGCUUCCCGUACUACUACUACGAGCUGAACUUCCGUGUGCCGCGCUCCGACCGGACGCUCACCAUCCUGAUGGUGGACACCGUGCUCCUGUGUGGGAACUCGGACGACUUUGAGGACCAGAAACCCCGGGGCCCCGUGAGCGCUGUGGACGCCAACCGACAGCUCCAGUGGCUUCAGAAGAGGAUGGCGGCAUCCAAGGCUGACUUCCUGCUGGUGGCGGGACACUACCCAGUGUGGUCCAUCUCCGAACACGGCCCCACCGAGUGCCUGCUGAAGAAACUGCGCCCCCUGCUGACCAAGUACAAGGCCACGGCUUACUUCUGCGGUCACGACCACAACCUGCAGUACCUGAAGGAGUCUGAUGUGGGCUACGUCGUCAGCGGGGCGGGGAACUUCAUGGAGGCCGACACCCGUCACCGGAACCACGUGCCCUCCGGCUCCCUGAAGUUCUUCACUGGCCAGGAGUCCACCCUUGGAGGCUUUGUGCACGUGGAGGUCACCAAAAAGCAGAUGGACGUCACCUUCAUCCAGGCCAGGGGGACCUCCUUGUUCCGCACCACUCUUCCUCGGCGGGACCUCGACGCCUCCUUCACCACCCCCUAACUCAGAAGAUCCCACUUUAAAGUCCUGCUUUGCACACAUUUCCCCGCCUCAUAUGUAGCUAAUAUAGGAGAUGCUUGUAUUUCCGUAGGAGUCUGGUUAGUGGCCAAUUUACUGCUUUGUUUUACAAUAAACCCAAUUAAUUAAAUUCAACACAAGGGGGAGGUUCCCUGAACAUGCGGCAUUUCAUAAAUGAACACGUUUUAAAUGGAUUUCUUUCUACAUUUUUAAAUUUGACGUUUUUAAAAUUUGUUUCUUUUCAUCCAAGUGAUUUAAAAAAGACAGGACCAAACUGCUGAUGAAAGCUUAGUUAGAGCAUGAAACCAAGCGCAGUUGGGGAUCCAACAGGACUUUCCUUUAGCUAAUCUUCGCUCUAAUGAAAGUAAUUUUUCCAAGGUGACGCAAACUGAUGCCUUAAGCCUCAGGUGUCAAACUGCAGUCCUGGGGGGCCGCAGCCCUGCACGGGUUUUGGUUCACCCUCAUUUCACACACCUGAUUCAACUCCUAGUGCUAAUUCCCACACAGCUCUUGAGCUGAAUCAUUUAUGGUGGAACAGGGAAAGAACUAAAGCUACACAGGACUCCGGCCCCCCAGGACUGCAGUUUGACACCCCUGCCUUAAGCCCUAUCCGUUCAAUCUGGAUAUGGCAUUACCUCUGUAAUGACAAGUGUUUUGUAAUGAACCACAAACAAUGUGAACCUUUGUCUGAAUAAAAUGCCUCAGGCAUUGUUUUAAACUGUA